AUGGAAGACGACGGCUUCGUUGUCGUUUCCAGAGAAAGCACCCAGGACUCCUGUCCUGACCAUGUUCCCAGACAGGUUGAGGAGUCUUCGGGUUCCAACAACAACUUCGUAUCAGAGAUCGGCAUCUAUAUUGAAUCCUUAGGGGAGACACUUUGGAAGCUAAACCAAUACCUCCACGAAAACCCGGAACUCGCGUUCAAAGAGUACAAGGCACACCAAGCCCUGACCGACUUUCUGCGCUCGAGGGAGGAGAAAUGGCAUAUUACGCCGUCAGCAUGCGGACUGGAAACGGCAUGGAUAGCCGUGCACGACAGCGGUAGAAAUGGACCCGUCGUGUCAUUCAACGUUGAGAUGGCUGGACUCGCCACGGCAGAGCUCAUGAAACGACACAACAUGCCCGGCAAGGUCGUUCUCUUUGGUACACCGGGAGAGGAAGGCCUUGGAGGAGGCAAAAUUCAACUGCUAAAGCGGGGAGCCUACCGGGGCGUGGACAUCUCGUUGAUCUCCCAUCCCGGAAUCCUGAACAAUAGCCCUCUCGUCCGAACUACCGCCUUCGCUCGUCUAGAGGUAGAAUACUUUGGGCGAGCAGCGCACGGGGCCAAGAAUCCGUGGAUGGGAAUCAACGCCCUCGACGCCCUUGUCGUUUCGUAUAACGCCGUGUCAGCUCUGCGCCAGCAAACGAAGCCGGGCGACGUGAUUGGUGUAGCUAUCACCAAUGGCGGGGAACAGGCGACAAAUGUGAUUCAUGCAUACGCAGCCUGCGUCUGUAUGAUCCACGCGACGACUUCAUCCCGUCUCGCGGAGCUCCAAGAGAAGGUCAGCUCCUGCUUCCGCGCGGGUGCUGUUGCCACCGGCGCGAACGUCAACAUCACCGUAACAUCCGGGUAUCAAGAUCACGUACCAAAUCGGGUUCUUGCGGCUUCAUACAGGCGGUACUGGAGCAUGUUGCCAGAUCCGCCGGACCCCCCGCUUCCAGCAGACGGGCAGUUUACUUGGGUAAGGUCGAGCACAGAUCAGGGGGAUCUAAGCCACGCUUUACCAAGCGUGAAUGCGAGUUUCGCUAUCCCUCCUGGUCCUGAGGCAGGACAGCCGCACAGUCCAGACUUUGAAAAGGCGUCAGGUACUAGAUCAGCUUUUGCAAGAGCUUUGAGGGUAGGGAAGGCGUUAGCUGGGACAGCAAUUGACGUGUUGACAAUUCCUGGUCUCCUUGACGAGGUCAAGAGGCAGUGGAGGCGAGACAUGAAGGCUACAAGGGAGCAGUUUGAGGAGUUCUCGGAAUACUCGGACUAUUAA
Thermothelomyces thermophilus ATCC 42464 is the source of this 1293-nucleotide messenger RNA. RefSeq lists its product as uncharacterized. Lineage: Eukaryota; Fungi; Ascomycota; Sordariomycetes; Sordariales; Chaetomiaceae. The transcript has 2 exons. Gene Ontology annotation, molecular function: dipeptidase activity. The coding region runs from base 1 to 1293 and encodes 430 amino acids. The record is from RefSeq and is a predicted model, not a curated record.